AUGUCGUUUCUGCAAAACUUCCAUUUGAGUCCAGGACAAACCAUCAGAUCAACAAGAGGUUUCAAAUGGAAUACAACUGCUAAUCAUGGUGAUGCUUUGCCAUCACCCCAAAAAGACAGACCUCUAUCCAAUGUUCCGAUCAAUGGUGAAGUAGCUGAUCCAUGGUCUACACCAACAAAGACUCCAAGGUAUUCCCAACAACCGCCUUCAGGUCUUGAUAACUUAGCAACUUUGCAGGAAUUCAGGACUCAACAAGGGCACCAACAUGGAGCCGAUGGUAACGUUACAGACUUUAACUAUACACCCUCACAUCAAAAGCCCUUUCUGCAGCCAACCGAAGGUACUACUGUAACGAGUCAUCAAGAUUUAAAGCAAAUUGUGGAAAUGACCUUAGGUUCCGAAGGUGUGUUAAAUCAAGCGGUAAAAUUGCCUCGUGGUGAAAAUGAAAACGAAUGGUUAGCUGUACACUGUGUGGAUUUUUACAAUCAAAUUAAUAUGCUAUAUGGUACUAUUACAGAAUUCUGUUCACCACAAUCGUGCCCGAGAAUGAUUGCUACUAAUGAAUACGAAUAUUUAUGGGCAUUUCACAAGGGACAACCUCCAGUCGCUGUUUCUGCGCCCAAAUAUGUGGAAUGUCUAAUGAGGUGGUGUCAGGAUCAAUUUGAUGACGAAACGAUUUUCCCUGCAAAGACGUCAGGUCAAUUCCCAUCAAAUUUUAUUUCCAAGUAUGUGGUACAAAUGUUAAGAAGAUUGUUCAGAGUCUAUGCGCAUAUGUAUUGUCACCACUUCAACGAAAUUUUGGAAUUAAAUCUACAGACAGUUUUAAACACUAGCUUUAGACAUUUUUGCCUGUUUGCUCAGGAAUUCGAAUUAUUAAAACCUGCAGAUUUUGGUCCUCUAUUAGAGCUCGUUAUAGAGUUGAGGGACAGGUAG
Messenger RNA from Zygosaccharomyces rouxii, 933 nucleotides. It is a transcript of the gene MOB1, whose product is annotated as Mob1p. Gene Ontology annotation, molecular function: protein kinase activator activity. The record is from RefSeq and is a predicted model, not a curated record. The transcript has a single exon. Gene Ontology annotation, cellular component: cytoplasm; nucleus. Lineage: Eukaryota; Fungi; Ascomycota; Saccharomycetes; Saccharomycetales; Saccharomycetaceae. The coding region runs from base 1 to 933 and encodes 310 amino acids. Gene Ontology annotation, biological process: positive regulation of protein phosphorylation; cell division; signal transduction.